Molecule: messenger RNA, 630 nt
Organism: Dothidotthia symphoricarpi CBS 119687
Lineage: Eukaryota; Fungi; Ascomycota; Dothideomycetes; Pleosporales; Dothidotthiaceae
Exons: 3
Coding region: 1-594 (197 amino acids)
Source: RefSeq, a predicted model, not a curated record
AUGUCUACGCCCAAAACAAAAUCUGCAUGGCUCAUGCUCGCCAUCACAAGCGGAGCAUGCGCAGCCUUCAAUGGCGUCUUCGCGAAACUCACAACAACAGAGCUCACAGCCUCCUGGUCAAGCGCCAUAGCCUCUGCAUUCGGUCUCUCGCCCUCGAAUAAACCGGUCGAGUUUGCUAUACGUGGUCUCUUCUUCGCCUUAAAUCUCGUCUUCAACGCGGUGAUGUGGGGUCUCUUCACGCGUGCGCUCACACUCGCUUCCUCCACCGUACGCGUUAGCAUUAUCAAUACCUCCGCAAACUUCAUGGUCACAGCUGUUCUCGGUUUCCUUAUUUUCAACGAGAAGCUGCCGGGACUGUGGUGGCUGGGCGCAAGUCUAUUAGUUGCGGGGAGUGUGAUCAUCGGGAUGAGGGAAGAGGGUGAGAAGAAGCCAAGUGGGGAGGAGUCGUUGCUGGGAGGGGAGAGAGACGGAAAUGGGUUUAGGGAUAGCGAGGAAGAAGAGAGAGUCGAGUUGGAUAGUGUGAUGGGAACAGAACAAGAACGGAGAUCCGAGAGCGAGGAAGAGAGUAGUGACGAGGAUGCAGUGUUGAGAUAGUUGGGGAUGUAUGGUGUGGAGCAAACCGACAUUGCA